UGCUGGGCAGAACGAGAACGCCCUAGAAAGUUGACUCUUUCGCCGAUGAACAAAAGCUUCUUCCUUCAUACCUGCCGACCGACUAAACUUCCCUCGGGAUUUCCGCUCUCAUCCUGAUUGUGAUUCAUCUCAUCUGCCUUUCUGCCAUCGCUCACCAUGUCGAUACCAGAGCAGGCGUAGGACUUUCAUUCCGUACUGCCGUGGAGUGACAACUCUAGCAACCGCUACAGUACCGCGACCACUACAGAUAUCACUAUAAUACUGCAACUGCAAUCUGCACUCUGCACGGGCAUCGCUUUGCAGACGUCAGACAUCAUAAUCGUACGCCUAUACCCUUAGCAUACACCAACCAUACGAGUGCUACACUACCGACCAUAUAACCGUCUUACUCUUUCGCCCCCGGUCGUCAUCAUCCGUCAUUUUCAUCCCACCCCACCCAACUUGGACGGGACUAAGAAACACAAUCACAAAUCAUGCUGGGACAAUGCCACGGGCCUGUCUGGCAGGUCGAUGACAUUUCGAAUUGCGUCCAGAGAGAGUAGGAGUCCAUGCCAAUCCAUGAUUCUACACUAAAUAACUAACCGUUUCCAGUUACCUCAAGGUCCUAUUCCCGUUAAUAGCCAUUGCUAUCUCCUCCUCCAUUCUGUUAUCGCAGACCAUAGCACGCAAAGUCAGAUUAAAACGAAAAGAGAAUUACAAACGUCUUACAAACGGCGAUACAGGAUAUCAAAAUGGGCAUUCCAACGGACAUGCGAAUGGCACUGCAGAAGAGGCGGUGGGCAGCGACGAUGAGGACUUGACGAUGAAUGGAGGUCGAUUGGCACUAGCAAAGUCCACCAUACAAGGCUCGGUUGCAGCCAUUGACAGGCCCAGCGGCCAAUAUACUAUACUAGUGAUCGAACUACUGGCAAUUAUUGCCGUGCUCGCAAUAAACGUCGUUGCAUUUGUCUCCAAGGCAUAUGGCUCCAAAGGGCUCUUGACAACGGUGGUCGGUAUUACAACUUGGACUUAUAUUCUAGUGCUGGCAAGCUUCAGGCUGUUGUUGUCCUCGACAAGAUGGAGAAUCCCAGGCGUCUGGAAUCAUACUGCGGCGUUGUAUACAGCCCUCUGGCUUUUUGCUCUCGUCGUGUUCCGAUCAGUGAUUAUCCACCCUCGAUCCAACACCGCCCGCGCUUUGAUUAUUUCAGAGUUUGCUCUGACGACGCUGGUAUUUGGAAUUGCAAUUACUAGCAGAAAAGGAAACAAAGCAGUGGUCUUGGAAUGGGAACAAGAUAUUGAGCCCUCGCGGGAACCCCUUGCCAGUUUAUUUUCCAUUGCCACGUUUUCUUGGGCGGACCCCAUUGUGUGGAAAGGGUACAUGAAAACGUUGGAGUUACCCGACGUGUGGAACCUGUUACCCAAAGACAAAGCUGCCGCAGUUCUAGCCGAUUACCGACAGUUGCGAAAAACUCGUGCACUUACCUGGCAUCUCGCAAGCUAUUUCAAAUGGUAUCUUGUCGUGCAAUGCUGUUAUGCAUGCUUCUCGGGUAUGUUCACUUUUGCUCCUACAUUGUUGUUAAAGGCAAUUUUGGAAUACAUUGAGGAUCCUGAGAGUGCCCCGCGAAAUGUGGUAUGGCUUUACGUCAUUCUCCUUUCUUUCUCGGAUAUUCUGCGUUCUUUGGCAGACCAGCAAGCUCUGUGGACAGGACGAAAAAUCAACAUCAGAUUGCGCGCAAUCAUGGUUGGAGAGAUCUAUGCCAAAUCUUUGCGACGAAAGGCUGCUUCGGGGGGUGAAAAGGUUCUGGGUGACAAAAAGGACAAAAUCAAUGCUGAGAAGGUUGGCUUUUUCAAGAGAGUUCUGGGUGGAAAGAAGAAGGACGAGUCGAAAAACACGGACGCCAAUUCCACCAAUGAUGAGCCUGUGGCAAGCAAAAUAUCCGACGAGCAAGUCAACGUGGGAACCAUUAUCAAUCUCAUGUCUGUUGACUCGUUCAAAGUAAGUGAGAUUACAGCAUAUUUGCACUUCCUACUUGCCGCAGCUCCGACUCAACUGUUAGUGGCCAUCUACCUCUUGUACCGAAUCCUUGGACUCAGCAGUAUUCCUGGUCUUGUGGUCAUGGCAAUUCUAUUGCCUGUCAACAUUGCCUUUGCUAGAGGUUUCGGAGCCUUUCAGAAAAAGAUUAUGGCCGCAACAGAUAAACGAAUCCAUAUUACCAAUGAGGUCCUUCAAAAUAUAAGAAUCAUCAAGUACUUUGCAUGGGAACACCGCUUCAGCAAAAUUGUCAACGACAAGCGAGCCAUUGAACUCAAAGCUUUGAGAAAAAAGUACAUUCUGUGGGCAUUUGCUGUAGCGGUCUGGAAUACCGUGCCGGUCGUCAUCACCUUUUUCUCCUUCCUCUGCUACACAACCAUUGAGAAGAAGCCAUUGUAUCCAUCAAUUGCUUUCACAGCCAUCUCCCUCUUCACCAUUCUUCGUGUUCCACUUGAUCAAUUGGGUGACAUGAUUGCCCAUGUGCUUGAAUCCAAGGUAUCUGUAGAUCGUGUGGAGGAAUUCUUAAAUGAGGAAGAGACAGAGAAGUAUGAACAAUUGAACCACAAUUCUCUUGAUGCAGACGGUAAUCCAAUGAUCGGCUUUGAGGAUGCUACGUUUUCAUGGGGCGGUAAAGAAACGUCUACUGACGAUGUUUCGGAAGCGUUCCGUCUCAUUAACUUGAAUAUCAAGUUUCAGGUUGGCAAGUUAAACAUUAUUGCCGGCCCAACUGGAUCUGGAAAAACCUCGCUUCUCAUGGCGCUCAUGGGUGAGAUGACCUGCAUUAAUGGCAAGGUAUCUCUUCCAGGUGGUGGCCAAAGCCGUGAAGACAUCCCAAUAGAUCCCGAUACCGGAUUGACUGAAAGUGUCGCUUAUUGCGCCCAACAAGCCUGGUUGGUCAAUGCCGAUAUCAAGGAAAACAUUCUGUUUGCAGCGCCCUUCGAUGAACAACGUUACAGAAAUGUCAUCAUUGCAUGCGCAUUGGAACGUGAUUUGGAAAUUCUAGAUAAUGGCGAUAAGACCCUUGUUGGUGAGAAAGGAGUGACUCUUUCAGGGGGUCAGAAACAACGUAUCUCGCUUGCUCGAGCACUCUACUCGAACUCUCGACACCUUCUCCUAGACGAUUGCCUCAGCGCGGUGGAUUCACACACUGCGAAAUGGAUUUUUGACAACUGCAUCCGAGGACCGCUCAUGGAAAAUCGUACUUGCAUAUUGGUUACACACAACCUGGCACUUUGCGUUCCUCAAUCUCGAUACGUUGUCUAUAUGGAUAAUGGUAAAAUUGUUAUUCAAGGCUCCUCUGAAGACGUUAUAGCUUCCGGCAAACUUGGGGAUGAUGUCAACAAAUCACGUCCUGUAUCCGCAUCCGCAUCUCGACUUCCAUCUCGUGUUCCAUCAAGCGUCGGCGAUGAAAGUGGAGAUACGCUCAUCGACGGUACCAACCCCAGUGAAGAUAUCAACAAGCUUCAGAAAGUCAAGAGCGCUGGCAAACAGGAUGCUAUGGAAGAAACCAAGGCAGAAGGUGGUGUCAAAUGGGCUGUUCUCGCGCUCUACCUUAGAUCCAUGGGACCUUGGUAUGUAUUCAAAUCCAUUACAGUUUUCAAUUGUCCUCAUGCUAAUUAUUCACAGGUGGUUCUGGGUUCUCGCUGUAUUGGUUUUUGGUGUCCAACAGGUUGGUGGUUUAGCGGCCAACAUCUGGAUCAGGGAAUGGGCCAAUCAAUACGACAUUCAAGCCUCUGUAAAACCACAUUACAAUAUGUACCCUUCCACUUUUGUUGGCAAUACUAUUGCGACUGUCAAGAUGACAUCCUCGCGAAUGUCGCAAUUGCAGCCCUAUUUUGAUCCCAACCAGACCUCUCUACUGGCAAAAGUAGCACCAGAUGUGGAUGUCGGCUACUAUUUAGCAGUAUAUGCUCUGAUAGGCACGGCAUGCAUGCUGGUUGCACUUUUCCGAGAUUUUUGGUUGUUCUUUGGCUCCUUGACAGCUAGUUGGCAAAUUCAUAAACGCUUGAUGCAGUCCGUCACGCGUGCCAAGUUCAAGUUUUUUGAUGCCACCCCUCUAGGACAGCUGAUGAACCGUUUCAGCAAAGAUAUCGAGGCUGUUGACCAAGAAGUAGCAUCAAUCGCUAUUGGUGUCAUGUCUUGUGCUCUGGCAAUCGUUGUCACUGUUAGCUUAAUCACUGCUAUCACUCCAGGCUUUCUUAUUGCAGGCUUCUUCAUCAGUAUGAUGUACUUUGCCGUAGGCAAGUUCUAUUUACGAUCAUCGAGAGAUUUAAAGAGACUCGAAUCUGUUGGUAGAAGUCCAUUGUUCCAGCAAUUUGGCGAAACACUUAAUGGUAUCACAACUAUUCGUGCUUAUGGCGACGAGAGACGAUUUAUUCGCGACAACAUGUCCAGGAUCAACAAUCACAGUCGCCCAUUCAUUUACCUGUGGGCUGCGAACCGAUGGCUCGCAUUCCGUGUUGAUGUUAUUGGUGAUCUUGUUGCUUUCUUUGCUGGCGCUUUCGUAGUGUUCAGUAUUGGAAAGAUUGACGCUGGCUCCGCUGGGUUGUCUUUGAGUUACGCCUUGGGCUUCACAGAAAAUGUUCUAUGGCUCGUGCGUCUAUAUGCUGUCAACGAGCAGAACAUGAACUCGGUCGAGCGUAUCAAGGAAUAUCUCGACGUAGAGCAGGAGGCCGAAGCUGUCAUUGAGAAAACAAGACCUGCUCUGAAUUGGCCAAGCGAGGGAUCAGUUGAAUUCAUCAACUAUUCUACGAGAUACCGAUCUGAUCUUGAUCCGGUCUUGAACAAUGUAACCUUCAAGAUCAAUCCUCGGGAAAAGGUUGGUAUUGUGGGAAGAACCGGUGCUGGAAAGAGUUCUCUUGCCUUGGCACUUUUCCGUGGCCUCGAGGCAGAAGGAGGAAAGAUUUUGAUUGAUGAUGUUGAUAUUGGUCUCAUCGGUCUUCAAGAUCUUCGAGAAUCCAUCACUAUCGUUCCACAAGAUCCUACGCUCUUCACUGGAACCAUCCGUUCGAAUUUAGACCCAUUCGAGCUCUUCACGGAUGAAGACAUCUUUACAGCUUUAAGGAGAGUUCAGCUGAUUGGUGUUCCAACUUCCACAACUACUCCAUCUACUCCGGUCACCACAUCGCCACCAUCACCAACUGGAACCUCUACACCACCCACCAACAAGAACAUCUUUCUCAACCUCUCUUCCCCCAUCACGGAAUCCGGUAAUAAUCUUUCCCAAGGCCAGAGACAACUCCUCUGUCUCGCGCGAGCACUACUUAAGAACCCCAAGGUCCUGAUGAUGGAUGAAGCUACCGCUUCCAUCGACUACAACACGGAUAGCAAGAUCCAAGAGACGAUUCGUGAGCUGACUAGUACCAUCAUCACGAUCGCGCAUCGUUUGCAGACGAUUGUGGAUUAUGACAAGGUCCUCGUGCUAGAUAAGGGACAUGUGGUUGAGUAUGGACAUCCUCAUGAGCUGCUCAAGAAGGAGGGCGAGCAUGCGGUGUUUCGGGGGAUGUGUGAGACGAGUGGGGAUUUUGAGGGCUUGGUUAAGGCGGCGAAGAAGGCGUGGGAGGCGGGGAGGUUGGUGGAUGAUGAGUAGACGUAUUAUGAUACUUUGGUUUGGUUCGAAUGAAUGGAUGAAUGGCAUUGUUAGGAUGGUUGGGCAAGG
Hymenoscyphus albidus is the source of this 5669-nucleotide messenger RNA. The record is from the annotation of a GenBank genome assembly. Lineage: Eukaryota; Fungi; Ascomycota; Leotiomycetes; Helotiales; Helotiaceae.